Spodoptera frugiperda (fall armyworm) is the source of this 5546-nucleotide messenger RNA. RefSeq lists its product as uncharacterized. Gene Ontology annotation, cellular component: mitochondrion. Gene Ontology annotation, molecular function: FAD binding; sulfide:quinone oxidoreductase activity. The transcript is spliced from 16 exons. The record is from RefSeq and is a predicted model, not a curated record. The coding region runs from base 197 to 2830 and encodes 877 amino acids. NCBI's taxonomy places the organism in Eukaryota, Metazoa, Arthropoda, Insecta, Lepidoptera, Noctuidae.
GAUGAUCUUCAACCAAAUAUCAACAAACUGUCGUUAUGUCGUAUUGCGAGUGCGGAUAACAACUGCACACAACACCAACACUGAAUCAUCGCAUUUGCGGUUACUUAACUAGUGUGAGCACUAGAGAGCAGGACCAUACUUCAUGUGGAAGUCGCCGGAUAAGUGUUUGCAGUGCGACCAGUGAUUUGUUCCAAACAUGAGUUUCAUACGAAAAUUUACGGCAGUCAGCACUCCGGGAUUAUGCAGAAGUUUCUCUGUAUCCACACCAAAUAAUGCCACAUACUCAUGCAAAAUCCUUGUCAUCGGUGGUGGCACGGCUGGAUGCGCGAUGGCGGCCAAGUUUACCAGGAGACUGCCAAAAGAUAGUGUCAUAGUCCUUGAGCCAAUGAAAGACCAUUACUACCAACCUCUAUUCACGUUAGCUGGUGCAGGAAUAGUGACACUGAACCAAAGCCGCCGGCUGGAAGAGAACGUCCUUCCCAAGAAGGCCAAAUGGAUACAGGACUUCGCACAAUGUAUUAUGCCCGACAGGAACAAAGUGGUGACUGCGAAUGGCCAUUGUAUCGACUACGAGUACCUCAUCGUGGCUGCUGGGAUGAACAAUGAUUAUGAUAAGGUCCCGGGUCUAUACCAGGCUCUAGAAGACAAGACAAGCGGUGUAUCCUCGAUAUUCGCGGCUGAGUACUGUGAGAAGACGUUCUCAGACAUGCAGAAACACAAGGAAGGCAACGCCAUCUUCACGUACCCUGACUCCUUGAUCAAGUGCCCCGGCGCGCCGCAGAAGAUUGCGUACCUAGCAGACUCAUAUUUCAACAAGACAGGAGUGCGUACAAAAACGGCGAUAUACUACAACACGUGCCUGCCAGUUAUCUUCGGUGUUCCGAAGUACGCCAAGGAGCUCAUGAAGGUGGUGAAGAGGAAACACAUCAACGUCAAUUACAAAACGGUGCUCAAAGAGGUCAGGCCGGACAAGAAGGAGGCUGUCUUCUUCAACAAAGAAAAGUGUGAGGACUUUGUAAUGGAAUACUCGAUGCUACACGUGACGCCCCCAAUGUUGACGCCGGACUUCCUGCGAACUAAUGCAAGCUUGGUGGACGAGCACGGCUACUUGGAGGUGGACAAGUUCACGCUGCAGAGCCCCAAAUAUCCCAAUAUCUAUGGCAUCGGAGACUGCAUUAACACACCGAAUAGUAAAACUGCCGCUGCUAUCGCCGCACAAUCGUACGUGUUGGAACACAACCUGCUAGCCACGAUGAAGAAGGACGAGCCCAAGUUGAAGUACAACGGGUACGGCGCGUGUCCCUUGGUGACGUCAUACAACACCUGCAUACUCGCCGAGUUCAUCUACGGCGGAAUACCACAUGAAACAAUGCCUUUCAACCAGGCUUCAGAGAGCGUUAUAGCGUACUACAUGAAGAGAUAUCUUUUCCCAGCCCUCUAUUGGCACAUGAUGAUGAAGGGAUACUACCACGGACCGGAGGCUAUUAGGAGAAUAAUGCACCCAUUCUCAAGGAUAAAAAUAAUUCUUAACAUGAGCGCAGUCUUCAAAAGACUCGCUCCUUACACAAAACAUGCGGUGCGGUGGUAUUGUCCUACGAAGAAAACCUACGAAUGCAAGUUGUUGGUGGUCGGCGGCGGCGCUGGCGGCUGCAGCGUCGCGUGGCGCUUCGCCCGCAAAUUGAAGAACAGCUUAAUUGUGCUGGAACCUUGUAGGGUACACUACUAUCAACCAGGCUUCACACUGGUAGGGGCAGGCAUAAAGAAUCUGCAGGCGAUGUACAAGCCGCUCCCUAGCAUUCUACCGCACAAUAUCACGUGGAUACACGAUCGGGCUGAGGGCUUCUGUCCCAGCGAGAACCUGGUGGUCACGUGGAAAGGUGACAAAAUAUACUACGAGUUUAUGGUGAUCGCUGUUGGUAUCAGGAAUGAUUAUGACAAGGUGAUAGGCCUGGUACAAGCUCUGGACAACCCUCGUUGCCCUGUCUCCACGAUCUACUCUCCAAUGUACUGCUCGAAGACCUGGAUGAAUAUAAAGGACUUCAACGGUGGACAUGCGCUGUUCACGUUCCCUGUUGUAGGCGGUAAAUGUUCCGGUGCUGCCAUGAAGAUCAUGUUUUUAGCGCAAGAUUAUUGGAGAAAGCAAAAAAUCAUAGGUAAGACGAAUAUAACGUACAACACGGGAGCGGAGGACAUAUUCGGCGUGCCGAAGUAUGCGGAUGCCAUCAGAGCGUUGGCUGUCAGUCGCGGCAUCGUGCCCAACUAUGGAGCCGACCUAGUCGAGGUGUCGCCUAAGGGAGCCGUGUUCAUGGGACCUUGCGGAGAGACGAUAUGCUUCCCAUACAACAUGCUGCACGUAACUCCGCCGAUGGCUCCGCAGUACUGCCUGCAGCAGUGUGGGGAGCUGAGCACCGCCGCAGGGUACCUGGACGUGAAUACAGACACGUUGCAACACACGCGGUAUCCCAACGUGUUCGGGCUGGGAGACUGCACGUGUACGCCUAAUAGCAAAACUGCUGCUGCCGUAGCUCCCCAAAGCUACGUGGUGGAGCGAAACCUGCGCAACGUGAUGUCGGGCAAGGCUCCCUCCGCCAAGUACAACGGGUACGGGGCCUGUCCUCUCAUCACAUCAUACAGGAAGGGCAUGCUGGCAGAGUUCGUGUACAACAAGAAGAUAUGGGAGACAUUCCCCUUUGAUCAGGCAAAAGAGCGUCGUAUAAUAUAUCAAAUAAACAAGUACGUUUUGCCAUAUAUUUACUGGAACUCGCUGGUCAAAGGAAAAUGGAACGGCCCGGGAACCAUACGCAACAUUAUCAAUCCACUCCGAAGAUGAAAACAUCACGAUUCAAUAUAAAUAUUUUAUUAAAACAACUCUUUAUAUUAUAAUACAAACUUCUUAAGACUAAUCAUUUACAAAUAUACGUUUUUUAUUUUGUUUUACAUUCAUGUUUUUCUUUUCUUUAUUAUAAAAACAGUGAAGUUAUUUACGUAGUAUGCAGGUAAGAACAUUGAAAUUGAUUCAGUACAGAGACAGUAAGUAUUGUUUUAAAAAAAUUAGUCGAAUGUAUAUUUAUAUUUUACCUGCAUACCAAAUAAGUUGGCUGAUUGUACUUAAACCAAAUAAAAAUCCGAUGAUAUAAAACACUUUCGUAAAGAGAAAUUUAUCCAAUCAAAUUAUUAAAUGUUCUUAGAAAGUAACUUCCGAUUUUUUCAUUAAAAAUUGCAAGUAAUAAUAUCCUUAGGAAAUAGUAAAAUUAUUUACAUAUAAUUAUUUCGAAUAUCAAACAUUCUCUAACAUAGCAUUGCACGGUAUUUAUUUAGCUUUAAAUUACAAAUUGUUACUGUCUUAUAGUAGUAAAUCAUAAAUGUAUGGUAGGGACAUAGGUGAGGUUCAAUAUAUAAAAAUUGCAUAAAGCCUAUCCAGUAGGGAGUGAUAUCAUACACUGGACACAAUUGGGUAGAAGGUCAAAACAUUUUCAAAAUAAUUUAAUACUUUCAUUCAUUGAUUUGGCGAUCUACUUAAUUUUUUUUUUUUGUUUUCUGUAGCAAAUUUUACAAAAUUGAGUAUGAUGUUGCGAUUUCGAUGCAAAAUUCAUAAAAAAAUAAUAGUUUUUGACAUUUCGAUAAAAGUAUUGAACUUGACUAGUUGUCUUACUUUGGAAAACUAUUGAGGAUUUUCUAAAUCAGGGAACCAUGUAUUACUUACAUAAACGAAAAAAAUAUUUUGAACUAUACCUAAUGCGCUCUAACAAGGUGCGGCUGACAGAUUCAGUAACGUUUCGUAUCACUCUUGAAAGUUGCUGCGAUUUAAAAAUUAUGCCUUAAUAUUUUAGCUGUAUCACAUUCGUAUUAUGUUAAAUCAUUCGGAUGCGUAGUUAGUUAAAUUAAAACCAACCGGAAUGUUCUAGUAUUCAAUUAAAAUCUAAUGAAAUGAAAAAUAAAGUAAAGUGUUAUGCGUAUAACGUAAAGCCAUAGUCGUGUUUAGUGAUGGGAUGUACGGCUACGACGGAUAGGUAGUCGAUGUUUUUUUAAAAUUUAAAACGAAAAUCGUGCGUCGUUCAAUUAUCAUUCUUAAAAAACCUUUAAUUAUGUGGGUAAAUCCACUGUAGACGCGGCUCUCUCUGCCCAAACCACAGUGACAUUAUCUGAGCAGAAAUAUGUAGUAGGCAUUUUUCUAGACAUUUCCGGCACCAUUGAUAAUGCGUGGUGGUACUUAAUCUAACAUAUACAAACUAAUAUAUCCUUGUUUUCUUCACGGUUCUGUAAAACUGUAACUCUGAAACACCUCAGGGCUCGGUCAUAAAAUAUUUAUUUUGACAAGUAUAUACACGUAGUUAGACUGCGCAACUAAAUAACACACACAUUUAAUAAAAAAAUUAAAGAGAAUUAAAUGUAUGCUGCGAGUAUCGAUAGCGAUAAAAAAAGAUUUUUCUAAUGUCCAUCCCUAAAGAGAGACGUCAACGUCAUACAGGCAUCUGUCAGCCGCACCUUGUUACGGCGCAUAGGGUAUAAUAUAAUAUAGCCUAUUAUGGUGGUUUGGUUUAAACAUUUGGUGAUUGUACUCAAAACUAAUACCUAUUUAAAAUGAUUUGGUUAACUCACAAUAAAAUUAGGGAAUAUAAUUCUUUAUUUUAAUGAAUUUUAAGCAAUAGUUUUUUAGUACUAUUUCGACUUUGACGUCUCGUUAAUCUCGCGAGAUCUCGAGAUUACAUUCCCUAUUUACAAUAAAAUUAUAAAACCGUGGUACUUCAUCUGUAUAUGCAUAAUAGCAUAUCAAAUACUUAAGAGGGAUUUAACACUUAACUCAACUCUAGAAAAAAUACUGAAAAUUACCUCAUAGUUUAAUUUAGUUACUAAAGUACUCAGAAAUAACGAAACAAUCUCAAAAGCCUCUUAAAUCUAUAUUCUUUGUAUGAAAUGACUACAAUAAUUAAUCGAUAAGCUUUUAAAAAAGGCAUAAACACACACGUCUAUCUUUUGACAUAAGUUCAAUAUAAAAAAAUCUCAUUAAUACAUCCGAAAUAUUUCAUAACAUAAAAAAAUAUCUAAAAGAUUACAACUACUACAAUAAUUACACUUUACUAGUAUUCAGAUUACUUUAUUUAUGUCCAUUGCUGAACUCGGCAGCGCUCUGUCGCAUCUUGCGCAUGGCUGCGCGACGCAUACGAUGUUGUUUGCGCAAUACAGAACAGGCAUUGGUUUGCCAUGGGCACUUAAGGUAGGUACGCGUCCACAGGCCCGCAUCGUACGCAUCUCACGCAACGGAUUUUAGUUUGUCUUGUACAGAAACUCAUACAACUGCGUCCACUGAUCCGCAUCGUACGGACCGCAUCAUCAGCAAUGCCUACAUGCGAUGCGUGCGAUGCGUACGAUGCGGGCCUGUGGACGCUUACCUUUAUAGACUGUUGAUGUAAUGUGAUGUGAUAUUAGAAAUUCUUUACAAAAAUGUAAUCUCAUUUUUCAUAACCGCCUUAAACAAUUCUAAAACCUAUUACAAUGUACACAAGUUAUACUUUACUAGUAUUCAGAUUAGUGAACUGUUCUUUAUG